AUGGUCAGCCUGCCGAGGCUCGACAUUGACACGCUCAUCACGUACAAUGUGUCCCGGCCGGUGUGUGUUGGACCCUCGACCCAGCUGACAGCUUCGCAGUACCCCUUCGGCCGGUGGUUCCACAUCCUGUCGUUGCUGCUCUUCACGGCUGUGACGGUGUUGUUUGCUGUCUGGGCCGCCGCAACAAGCGGGUACAGCGACAAGAUGAUCGUGUCGACGCGGUACAACCUCACGGACAACAAGCACUGGUACUCGCACUAUGUGCCCUUGAUGGAGAAGCACUCGGACCUGUGCCAGCCUGUCACCAUUCGGCCAGGCGACACCAUCACGACCACGCUCGGCCUGUUCAAGUGGACGUACUCUGGCGUGGGCGACCUGUCGACUGGCGCAGCGGCCGACCGCGGUGCCGGCGGGCUCGGCACGCACUUUAACCCUUUGCAGCCGUACCAUAGUGCCGGGGACGCAGUGCAGGUCAACGACGGCGAGGUACAGACCGGCUAUACGGGGUCUACGAUCGAGCGCUGCGAUGUCGGCUCCGUCGACCUCUGGGUCGACCUCGGCACCAGCACAGUCAAGAGCACGACCAGCGUGACGUGCAACAUGCCUGGGUGGCAGGGCAUCAUGACGAGCAGCCAUACCGACUCCAACUCGCCCAGCUCGGGCUUCAACAUGUGGCCCCUCGACGCCAUGUUCCUCGAGGACAUACUCCUCGGCACGCCGCAGAUAGCCCACACAACCUUCUUCCACGACUACCUCAACGCGCUUGCGCAGGACCUGCAGGUGCGCCUGCACCGGCUGGGCGCGGACCUGCCAGCGGGGGAGAGCCGGCCGACGGUGCUGUACAUGCGCAUGCUGGUCGCCGACUCGUGCUGGAACAAGACGGACGUCGUAUGCUUCGCCAAAACCCCAGAACUCAAUUUCCACUCGAGCGACACGGAGAUCUACGACUUCAGAGUGUACUCCAACUACAGCUACGGGCGGGGCAUCCCCUCUGCGCGCGAGAAGGGCGUGCUCGAGGCGCCGCUGUACAAUUUACUCCAAGGCCUCGUGGCCGCCGCGCGUCUCGAUUUCGGGUGUCCAGAUGACGCGGUCAACAUCUACACGAACGACGCGGCGCGCAUCGCGACCAUCAACACGAGCGACGCGUACUCGGCCUCCCUGUCGCCGCUGCAGGGCGCACAGAUCUUCAACAAGAUAAUCGAGGUGCAGGAGAAGCGCUACCCGGGCCUCCUGACCCAUCCUGGGCCAGCAGCAAUCGACGUGCAGUACCUCUGUACCGUGCGCCGCCCGAAAUCCGCCGCAGGCUUCAUCAUCUCCAUGGUCAGCACGACCAUCUCUCUCUGGCUCGGCUUCUACGGCCUGUACCGCAUCUUCUGGCGCAUCGUGGGGAAAUACUUCUCGCGGCACCGGCACAACUUUGACCUCGACUUCAGCGGGCGCCCGAUGUCGGUGUACACUGACAGCGUGGCGCCGAGCUUUAGCUCGACGCUGAAUGGCGAGCUGGCCGCGGGGGGCAAGUACAAAUACGACCGCGACGACAAGGACCCCGAGUGCGGGGUCAUUACGACGACGCGCGAGGUCUCCGACGCCGAGAGGGAGCGCGACGGCCCAGUGUGGGUCGAGAGCAGUGGUAGCUCCUUCCACGGGGGCAGCACCCGCGGCAGCACGCUCCACGACAAGUUUGCAGAAAAACAUACAGAAGACCGCGGCGUCGUCGUGUCUAAUCGCCCCGCUACCGACCCCAUAUCCGAUGCUGAGCGCGCACGGAGCGGCCCCGUCUGGGUUGAGGGGAGCAAGAUCCGCGCAAGCACGGUCAGGAGCGAGCCUCUGCGCGGGGUCAUCACUGUCAAGCGGCCCUUUUCCGAUCCCAUUUCUGAUGCUGAGCGCGGGAGGAACGGGCCGUUGUGGGUCGAGGGUAGUGCUAUUCGCAUGGUUUAG
Messenger RNA from Vanrija pseudolonga, 1938 nucleotides. RefSeq lists its product as uncharacterized. Bases 1 to 1938 code for a protein of 645 amino acids. The transcript is spliced from 3 exons. The record is from RefSeq and is a predicted model, not a curated record. Lineage: Eukaryota; Fungi; Basidiomycota; Tremellomycetes; Trichosporonales; Trichosporonaceae.